Molecule: messenger RNA, 1706 nt
Organism: Gadus macrocephalus (Pacific cod)
Lineage: Eukaryota; Metazoa; Chordata; Actinopteri; Gadiformes; Gadidae
Gene: kptn
Product: kaptin (actin binding protein)
Exons: 12
Coding region: 146-1480 (444 amino acids)
Biological process (GO): actin filament organization; cellular response to amino acid starvation; negative regulation of TORC1 signaling
Cellular component (GO): lamellipodium; KICSTOR complex; actin cytoskeleton
Molecular function (GO): actin filament binding
Source: RefSeq, a predicted model, not a curated record
UGUGGGGAAGACUCCGCCCAAACCGGAUGUUUUACUGCAUGUAUGUACUGUUAGACUCUCAAGAUUCAUGUUUUUCUAUUUACAAUUUGCAGGUAAUCCAAACAAUUAUUAAAUCUUGACAUGCCGUCGUAAAAUAUUCCCGAGGAUGCAAUCCGAAGAGAAGGACGCGUUUCCUUUUGUCGAGGACAGCUUUUCACGUUUUCCUUCGCAAAGUAAUAUAUAUGGACUAUGUCAGGCUGGAGAGCAAGAGCUGCUGGCAGCAACCCUGAAAGGCAAAGUGGUGUGUUUCAGGUAUCAAGAACUCCAACAAAAAAUACGACCUGUUGCUAAAGAGGUACAGUUCACGUACAUCCCAGUUGAUGCCGAGAUUGUAUCAAUCGAUGCCUUCAACAAAUCUGCACCAAACAGAGGGCUGGUAGUAGGGAUCACGUUUAUAAAGGACUCCGGUGACAAAGCCACCCCAUUUCUGAAUAUCUACUGUGACUAUGAACCUGGCUCCGAGUUCAACCUGGAGUCCAUCGCACAGAGUUGCCUGAAUCUGGAAUUGCAGUUUACACCUUUCCAGCUCUACCACACAGAGGUCCAUUGUGAAGGUGGAGGACGCGAGACAGUGUUUCUGCUCAGCGGCCACGACCAGAAGAUACACCUUUACAAAGAGAAUGCGUCCCUCCACCAGUUUGAGGAGCAACCAGUGGAGAGGCUCUUUCCAGAGCUACAGAAGCUGCCUAGCAAUGUCCUGUGGCUGGACAUGCUGAGUCUUCCCGGCGGCCGGAGAUUCUCCACCUACGGUUGUCAGAACGGCUGCGUUGGACUGGCCCUGGUUGACCAGAGCAAGCCAGAGGUGUUGCAGAGCUGGCAAGUGCUACAGGACAGCCCCAUAUCCACAGUGCUGCUAUUCUCCCUGAACAGCGACUCCCCCAGCACCACAGCAGAGGUGAAAGGCGAAGAAAUGGGUAGUUACAAUCUUCUGGUCACCAGCACUAUAGAGACGGCUAUUGUCUACAGAGAUAUCCAGGAGCACGGUAUGUCCCAUCCAGAGUUCCUCCUGGAAAGCGACCAAUGGGAUGCAGUGCUUUGUGCCCUUGUCGUUGACCUGGAUUUUGACGGGCAGAAGGAAGUGCUGAUCGGAACCUAUGGACAGGAAUUACUUUGCUAUAAAUUCCAGGAGCAGUCGCACAGUGGAUCUGAAAGGCAGUUUCAAAUGGUGUGGAGGCGGAGCUUCAAGAGCCCAGUGCUAUCCAUUACCUACUCGGACCUGACCGGGGACGGGCUAAAAGAGCUCGCUAUUCUCACACUGAAGGGACUGCACAUUAUGCAGCAUUCCCUCUCCAGCACUGCUGAUUUGGUUCUCCAGAGACUCUCCAGAAGACUGUCCAUAAUGACCCCUGGCUCUGAAUUGUCUUCGGGUCACGAUAGCCAGGAUAAGGCCGACACAGUUAGGGCACCAGAGUCGACUUGCCAACCACCACCACCACCAUGAAAUAAAAGAUUACGACCAUCUGCUUGGCCUGAACCGCGGUCAACCUUCACCUUUUGGACUAUUUAAAGAUGUAGCUAAAUAAAUUAGUUAAUUCACUUUUUGUUUGGAUUAGUUACAACUUUUAGGAAUUAGCCUCGUCGUUGGCCAAGAAAACACAUACUGUAUCGAUAUAUUGCUUGAUUGUAAAUUAUAAAUAAAACUGUACAUAAAGUUGUAAGACCUUCAA